UUGCCCAGUAGCAGUGACUCUUGCAUCACCCGAACCCCAUCAAAUAAUGACAAUCAUCGCAAUUAUUUGCGCCCUUCCCGGCCUUACUGACUGCACUGACACUGGCACUGCGCCAUCUCGUCCCGUCUCUCAUCACGUUUCUUCCUCCUCUCGCCUUCUCUCGCUCUCUCUCGCUCCCUUGCCUCCCCCCACGCAAGCCAACCUGCAACCUGCGCACCUGCAAACCUGCACUCUUUGCUGCCUCGCACACGCUCAACCACCACACCCACCACGAGCUGCAAAAAUUCUUCUCCCAUCGAAAACGCCCGCACCCGGCGCGUUUUUCAUCAUUCAAAGGCGAUAAAGCAUCUCACUGCAUCAAGCGCUACAUUUUCAUGUCGGUUUGGUGAAUUAUUGACCACCGUUUUCUAAUUAUUCUACUUGGGUGCGCCGGUGCUGCGGCGGGCUUCGGGUCUUCCUUGAUGAGGUUGUCGCCCAAAAGCGUCCAUGUCGCGCGCGGCAGGCAGGCAUACCCGCCCCAAGAAACUCAACGCCAAACAAAAUGUUCCAAUUUUUCGUGAAGAUCAAGUCGAGCCUCUUGUCGACUAUGAUCUUCAACGUGUUGCCAUAGAAACUGGUGUUGAAAAGGCCGAAGAAGCGGAAUACCAUCUCCAACAAGCCAUAAAGGCGGCUGAAAAGGCCGAGAAAGCCAAAGAUGCCUACAUUCCAACUCCACCUACCAUUGCCAGUGAUGUCCAGUAUGACGUUCUUUACCCCAAGGGUUGGAAACAGCCUGCCACCUACAUCCGCUUCUCCGCUACAGUCGAAGACUGUUCUGGAGUGGCAUAUUGCAUGGAUGAAGAGGAUGAACUUGCCUUGAAGCUUCUCAAUGCUAGAUUGCCUGCUGGUCAGGCUCCUUGCACCGAAGACCAAUUCGAAGAGGUUAUGAACUUCUUUGAAGAAACUGCUCAAGCCAAGCAACCCUUUGCUGCUGUCGAUAGCCCGCCCGUCUUACCUUUAGAAGAACUGCAGGAACAGUUCGACGAGGACACGCCUGCCCAUGUUCGCGUCUUCUCCAAGUUAAUAUAUGAGCAUUGGAAGGCUCGGCGUACCGCCACAGGUAACCGUCCUUUGGCUCCUCGUCUGAAAUUCGAGACUGGCCAAGAGUCCGAUGAUGCAGACCCAUAUGUGUGCUUCCGGAGAAGAGAACUGCGCCAGAUUCGCAAGACGAGAAAUCGAGAUGCUCAGAGUGCUGACAAGCUGCGCAAACUGCGGCUUGAGCUGGAGACGGCUCGAGGCAUCCUGUUAAUGGUAAAGCGAAGAGAGCUGCUUCGAAAGGAAUGUUUGGAGACAGACCGGCUGCUGUUCGAGCAGCGGACGGCGCUCCGAGACACCAAGCGAAAGUUGGGCAUCAAAGGCGAUGAGGAUCUCCUCGUCAACCAAAAGAAGCAAAAAUUGCCGUCUGGCAUGACCCCCAACCAAGCUGCGAUAGCUCAGCAACUCAGGAUGCCAAUGGCAUCUGGGCAAGGGACCGAACUUCGAACUCUGGAGGAGGUCACCGCCGCUAGGGAACGUGAAAUCCAGAAAGAAAUCCAAACCAACAUUGAGAAACACAUCAGAUGGAAUGAAGGGUUUGUUGACAAGACAAUGGCACCACUUACCCCAGAGCUUGAAGACAGCUGUCCAGAACCAGACGGUCUCUUCAGAGAAGCCAUGGCUGCAACUGAAUACCUCCCCACACCGCCAGCUAGUAUCUCGGAUGACGAGGCUCAGCAGCAGCAGCAGCAGCAGCAGCAGCAGCAGCAGCAACAACAGCAACAGCCUGAUGGAGUAGAUGUGGUAAUGAAGGAUGUGUCACGACCUUCCACACUUUUCCGUUACGCCAGUCCUGCAGAUGAGGACACUGUCGGACACAUGCCAUCAUUUCGACGGAGGAUAGGUAGAGGCGGGCGCGUCAUGAUCGACCGGAAACUUCCUCGGAUGCACCGAGACCCUUCGCAAGAUGAUAGAUUCAAAUUCGAUUCGGACGAUGACGAGAUGCUCGACGUGGAUUCGUCUGAAGACAUGAUCUUUUCUCGAAUGUCCCAACGAGCAUAUCUCCUCGGCAGCAGCCGGCAGGCCGAUGCUCAGGCCAUGUCGGCCAGAAGAGCUCAAAUCGAGAGCGGUGGGCCAAGUCACCCACCAUCAACGACCAACACCCAAGCAACACCAGUACCUGCACCUUCGUGAAAUGUCUUGAAUCAUCGGACACCUCUUUUUGCAACGUUUUACCGGAGAGCACAAUUCAAAAACUCUCUUCUCGCGGCUGAGAUGCCGCUGGAACCUGUUUGAUUGCAGGAUCGCCUCGUCUGGGGCGUGUAAGAUUUCGUUAUGAUGAUCGCCUUGGAUGGAAACCAGAUGUUGCCGGAGACAGCAAGCUUCUUGUUGUCGGCACACAAACACCCUGUACAUAGUACUUUGAGGCCAGCGCCUCAAAUCAUUCAAAAUGAAUGACACAACUCACACUCCACAAAGACAUCACCGGUGUUUUU
Exophiala dermatitidis NIH/UT8656 is the source of this 2510-nucleotide messenger RNA. RefSeq lists its product as uncharacterized. Gene Ontology annotation, cellular component: piccolo histone acetyltransferase complex. Gene Ontology annotation, biological process: regulation of transcription by RNA polymerase II. Lineage: Eukaryota; Fungi; Ascomycota; Eurotiomycetes; Chaetothyriales; Herpotrichiellaceae. Bases 487 to 2208 code for a protein of 573 amino acids. The transcript is spliced from 3 exons. The record is from RefSeq and is a predicted model, not a curated record.